AGACAUUGCAAAUGUGAAGCAUUUUGAAUGCAUCACACGAACCUGGAGACAAAAGUGUCACGUUGAAAAUAUUGGAAGUACUGUGCAGAGGAAGGAACACUCUGAUUUCCUUGACUUAUAUGUGGAAAAAUGUUGGUGUUGUUGUUUCCCGUGUUAAUUCUUAUCGUUAUACUUGCGAUAUUUUGUGAGCAAAUAAGAAAAUCACAGUUUGGAAAGUACAUUAGAAGAUCCCAUGAAAUGAAAAAUCAUGUAAUUUCAUUACUGUCUCCUGGUUUCCAUCUUCAGAAUGGCAUUCAGCUCCAUUCCAAUCAUAUUAGCGUGUAUCCAACUUCCGAGCAACCAAACACGUUGGACACAUACUUCAGUGCUUGUAUUGACAGCGGGAAUGUUGUCAAUGAAAUGCGUUAUGAAUGGCUCCGAUUGCGGUCAUUUUCCACAUUCCCCCUAUCAUUUCCCAUAUCUUUGAGUCCAAUACGACUUGCUCGGUCUGGGUUUUAUUUCACUGGGAGAAACCAAGAAUGUGUUUGUUUUUCAUGCGGAAUACACAAUUCUAAUUGGACAGGAAAUAACGUUACAGAAAUUCACAGACAACUAUCUCCAAACUGUCGCCACUUGCAAGGACGUCAUGACACAAACAUACCAAUCGGAUCAAGAGAGAGUUACCAGUCUCACGAGUUACAUUCCGAGACUAACUCAUGUACAGGUAACAACGAACACAACUCAUGUAGAGGUAACAACGAACACAACUCAUGUAGAGGUAACAACGAACACGUGAGUGAUGCACAACAAAGUCAUGAUAUAAAUUCGCCAAAUCGAACGAACCAUCAAAACCAUACAGCACCCAAUUCACAAACCAAUGGUUUCAACGACACUUUAGAGCCCCUUGGAGUAGUAAUAGAUAGGCCGAGAUAUCCCAACUAUUCCGUUCUGGCUACCAGGAUCAGUAGUUACCAACAAUGGCCGUCACAUCUGACACAGACACCGAGGGAUUUAAGCACUGCAGGCUUCUUUUAUGUUGGUUAUAACGACAACGUCCGCUGUUUCUUUUGUGGAGGUGGAUUGCGGAAUUGGGAAUCUGGCGAUGAUGCCUGGGUGGAACACGCCCGAUGGUUUCCGAAAUGCCCUUUCUCAAUUCAGAAUCGUGGUCAGGAUUUUGUAACACUUGUACAGAGUGUUCAGGAGGAAGAAUCGGAAGAUAUACCACCACAAGAACAGACAGAACACGUGAGAGACAUCGAGCAACUUCCGGCUGCUCGAGAAAUCCGGCAUAUGGGGUACACGUGGGGCACGAUUAGGGAAGCCUAUCAACACUUGAAUAGAAAUAGAGCAGACGUGUCAACAGCUGAAGUGAUCGAGGAAAUCCUGGCAGGAGACAUCCCUGCAUCAUCAUCUGAGCCAGUAGUGAAUGAUAAUCAGGAUAUUCCUCCAGUAACUUCUGUUGAUCCUUCCUUUCACAAUAGAAACGAAAAUAAUGCAGCAGAUAAUUUUCUAGCGACAGAGAUGAUGGAUGAAUUAGGAGCUAUGAGAUUGAGUGACGAAAUUCGGUCACUGAGGGAAGAAAAUCGAAAACUGAGAGAGGAGAGACUCUGUCGGAUUUGCAUGGAAGAGGACAUCGCGAUCGCUUUUCUUCCCUGUGGACAUCUAUGCUGUUGUACCCACUGUGCACCAGCGAUGCGCAAAUGUCCCAUCUGCCGGGCGUCCAUCAAUGUGGCUGUGAAGACAUUCCCGGCCUGAGAAAACAGAAAUGUGCUGAUUAUUGGUUCCAAAGCCCUACUUAAAAACAGUCCAUGUGUUUCAUUAAUCUGUGUGUUUCACUAAUCGUUUACAUAUAAGUUACUUCUCUAAAUGUUUUCCUCAUACAAAUAUGAAGAGGUGCAGGACUGUGCAAGGGUCUUCCACAUGAACGUUUAGACAGUUUUUAACGUCUUAUUUUAUAAUACACCCACUCUUCCUUUGAAGUUAGUUUAACAAAACAAUGAUACCAAUGACAGACAUCGGUAAUAAGUCAUAGCCAUACGGACCACAGCCCCACUCACACACAAUGAAACAAUGUAAACAUUAUGACGUUUUUCAAAAAGGAAAUUAUUGAAUGGUUUAAGACAAACCUGAUAUAUUGAUUUUUGUGUAGAACCUGCUAAUAUGAUAAAAAAAAUUAUAGUCUUAAAACGUUCAUCCUUAAUAGAGGAGAUCAUCUAAUUUCGUCAGAGCCCGCUCUAUUACUUGAUGUCCGAAGUAAUAGCUUGUCUGAGACGAAGAACUUUUAGCAUUUGCUUGAACGUUUGUUUUUUUUUAAAAUCCAUUUUUUUUAUUGAAAGCAUAGAAUGGUAGUUGGAAUAAAAUACUUCCUCUAUAGCACGUUACGUCUAUAACGUCACGUUGGGUCGGGUUGACGUCACGUUGGGUCAACGGUAACAAGACAAUUCACUUUUGGCUUUUCAUUCGAACUAUUUGGACGUGUUGUUUUUAGAGAAGAGAAAUGUCCAGGUAAACUUUAUAGAAAUUCUUAAUUGGAAAUAGUUGGAAUUAUAAUUUAUAUUUAUUGGAAUUUACCUGAAAUCUGGGGGGCCCUGGUUAUAUAUUCUAGCAAGUGACUAUUUUAGAAAUAUUGUUGUAUUUCAAAGUUAUGAGAAAAUCAAUGUUUAAUUCAAAUGAAAGUAAUGAAACUUUUACACUUGUUUUGUGUCAUUUUAUUACUUGGUAAUUUAUAUGACCGAGCCCAGGUCACUAUAGAUCUAACUCGCUACCAAAGCUAAACUUUUCCUCGCUACCAGAGUGAAACUUUUGUCGAUCGUUUGGAUAUAACUCCGCUACCAGGAGUUGAGUGUUGAAAUUGAAAAACCCUCGCAGUAGCGAAAACGCUACAAUAUUUUCCCCUCUAGGCGUGCUAGCACUACUUAAGGACAGAACCCUUCAGAUAAUCAGGCUGUUUUUAUUUAUCAUCAUUACAAUGUCAUAAAUCUAUCAUAAAACCAUUUAUAACUGAAGUUGAAAUUCAGUCUUUUAUAAGUCUCGCACUGGUACAUUAAAGGGUUUGUCUUUCCAAACUAUACAAGGUCAAAAAUAUUUUCUUUAUUUUCAUGUCUCUCCUUCAUCUGUAGUUUAUAUACUUGUGGAAGAUAAUAAAUAAUGUACUUUCUUCAUGGAAAAACCCUAAUGCCCUGUUUUCUUGAACGUUUAAAAUUAUUACAGAGUUAUCGAACUUGUAUUGGUGAAUAUUGGCACGCGUUAGGAUUAGGAAGCAUGGAGAAUUUGCACACCCCAGAGUACUAAUAUUCACCAAUAGUGGAGCCCGCGUGUUCACUAGUGCAUGCAAACAAAUGUAACUUAUGAAUUCUGUACUUGAUACACAUAUUAUUCACGUGUAUUGUAUCUGUAUGUCUUCUCACCUUCUACUAUCUUAUUUGUAUAUAUUUUUAAAUAUUUUGUAUUUAUAACCGAU
This is a messenger RNA of Ostrea edulis (European flat oyster), 3439 nucleotides long. RefSeq names its product baculoviral IAP repeat-containing protein 7-B-like. Gene Ontology annotation, cellular component: spindle microtubule; cytoplasm; nucleus. The record is from RefSeq and is a predicted model, not a curated record. Gene Ontology annotation, biological process: regulation of cell cycle; negative regulation of apoptotic process. Lineage: Eukaryota; Metazoa; Mollusca; Bivalvia; Ostreida; Ostreidae. The transcript is spliced from 7 exons. Gene Ontology annotation, molecular function: cysteine-type endopeptidase inhibitor activity involved in apoptotic process. Bases 130 to 1734 code for a protein of 534 amino acids.